Molecule: messenger RNA, 779 nt
Organism: Ostrea edulis (European flat oyster)
Lineage: Eukaryota; Metazoa; Mollusca; Bivalvia; Ostreida; Ostreidae
Product: peptidyl-prolyl cis-trans isomerase A-like
Exons: 5
Coding region: 129-623 (164 amino acids)
Biological process (GO): protein folding; protein peptidyl-prolyl isomerization
Cellular component (GO): intracellular membrane-bounded organelle
Molecular function (GO): peptidyl-prolyl cis-trans isomerase activity
Source: RefSeq, a predicted model, not a curated record
UGGCAACACCUACUCUGUCAUUAGCACAACCUUCAUAUAGUCCACCAUUUAUCUGCACGUGAGUCAAAACAACCGGCACCAUUUUAUUCAAAAGAGUUUUUACGGGGUUUGUCAGGCGACUAUCGACCAUGUCAAAUCCUCAAUGUUUCUUUGAUGUCACAAUAGACAAGAAGCCGGCAGGCCGCAUUUGUUUUGAGUUGCGAGCAGAUGUGGUUCCCAAAACAGCAGAAAACUUCCGUGCACUCUGCACUGGAGAGAAGGGUUUUGGCUUUGCUAAUUCCAUUUUCCACAGAAUCAUCCCUGGAUUCAUGAUACAGGGCGGUGAUUUCACUAAACAUAAUGGAACAGGAGGAAAGAGUAUCUAUGGGAACAAAUUUCCUGAUGAGAACUUCCAGCUGAAGCACACAGGACCAGGAAUAUUAUCAAUGGCAAAUGCUGGAAAAGAUACAAAUGGUUCUCAAUUCUUCAUAUGCACAGAAAAGACAGCCUGGCUUGACGGUAAACAUGUUGUGUUCGGCCAAGUGACAGAUGGCAUGGACGUGGUGAGGAAGAUGGAGGAAUGUGGUUCUAACAAUGGGAAGACUUCCAAAAGUGUGGGCAUUGCCAAGUGUGGUGUAUUUUGAAAAGAACUUGGGAGGGGCUGAAACAUUAUACAACUCUAGACAGAUCCACUAGUGGAGGAACCCAGACUAGUGAAUUCAUGAUUCUCCAGAAAAGCUGUCUAAUCAACUUAUUAUCCUCUCAAUAAAGGAUCAGAUCCAAUAAAUGAUGAACAUGAA